Esox lucius (northern pike) is the source of this 4054-nucleotide messenger RNA. It is a transcript of the gene fbh1, whose product is annotated as F-box DNA helicase 1. Gene Ontology annotation, cellular component: nucleus. The transcript is spliced from 21 exons. Gene Ontology annotation, biological process: double-strand break repair via homologous recombination; replication fork processing. The record is from RefSeq and is a predicted model, not a curated record. Gene Ontology annotation, molecular function: hydrolase activity; DNA binding; ATP binding. Bases 309 to 3392 code for a protein of 1027 amino acids. Lineage: Eukaryota; Metazoa; Chordata; Actinopteri; Esociformes; Esocidae.
CGCUGUCCAAAGCAACGAACUCGAACCUCCUUAAAUUAACCAAGGAAGAAGAACCAGCAGACGAUCAACGCUAGUUUGGAUAACCUAACCCAAACAGAGUUGCAAAAGUUAAAACCAAAAUGUUAGGCAUGGUGUUAGUGCAUUGUUUUCAAGCAGAAGUAAACAUGCAAGGGUUGGCACCGAAUAUUUGCAGACAAACACGGUCUAGGCAACUUGCCUAGCUGUUGUUUGAGUACUCGGGAUAGCUAGCUAGCUAGCUAAGGCUUAGUUUUUGGGGCAUUAAAUUCUAAGCAUUAAUCGACCAAAACAUGGAGUCAUCCACUAAAGGAAAAGCCAAGCGAAGGCACUUGAACUCUGUGGAGUGCGCAGAAAUGAGUCGAAGACUAGAGGGCAGCAAACCCCUGACACAGCCCCACCAUGUCAGUUACAUGCACAGCACUUCAGACUCCAACAAGGGGUUAUACCCCAGAACUCCAACAAAGAGAAAAAAGAGAGAUUUGAGUAGAGAUGAGCAGCAACGGGACAUCACUCAGUUCUUCCCUUUGACUGGUGUGGUCAGUCCUAGGAAAGCAGCCUUGGCCCAGGCCUCAUGCUCCAUAAAGACUCAUGGUCUCAAUGUAGAGCUCAUUCCCAAAAAGGAGCUCUUUGAGGAGGAGGAGGAGGUGCUGGAUACCCCUAUAAAGGAGGAGCCUGAGGAUGAGGUUGACUAUUUGGAGGGGCUGACAACGGACAUGUUUGGGGACGAUGAAGAUUUUGAGCGCUGUGCCUCAGAUCCAGCCUGUAUGAACCACCCUAAGGAGGAGGAAGAGGAGGUGGAGGCUCUGCCUGAUGCCCACUAUGGCCUGUUGGGCAGCAGCAGGGUCCUGACCCAGCCGCAGGGACACGUGGAUGACCUCCCAGAGGAGGUGCUGAGCAUGGUGCUGAGCCUCCUGCCCACAGAGGACCUCUACUGUCAUGUCAGCCUGGUUUGCCACCGGUGGAGGAACAUUGUUACCCAGCCACUGUUUGUACCCUGGAAGAAGCUAUAUUACCGAUACACGAAAAAGGAGAGGGAAGCAGUGAAGAAGAUCAAUGGCAUCCUGGAGACCCACAGAAUCAAAAAGAAUGACCCGGAAUGCGUCCUGCACGUCGUCGAGUUCAUGGCGCAGUAUAAGCCCAUUCAGAGGGUGAAACCUGAUGCAGUGUUACAGAGUUUAAGGAGACAUCGCCUGUUCCCUCAGGCUGAAGCCUGCAUCAAAAACAGACUCCCCAAACUGGGGGGCAUUGAGGGGGGCCCUAACCCGUGGGCGGCGAUGGCAUUGCUUCUGGUGCUGUGUGACGGGGUUGGAGAUGUUCUGGACCUGGUGGCUCAUCUUAGAGGCUGCCUGCCUUCAGCCAGCGCCAUUACAGAGUACCUCAGUGCUAUGGCAACUAUGCUGCUCGCCAUGAGAAGAAACAACAUCAACAUCAGUAACAGAUGGCACUACAAUAUCUUCUAUGUCCUUCAUCUGUUGGAGAACGCUCCGACGGCGCUGCCAAGUAGUCAGAACGGGCAAACCCUGAUUCAAAUGACCCAUGAGCAACAGAAGAUCCUCAACCACGAGAUCCAGCGACACCAUGUGAUGAAGAUCAUUGCCUUUGCAGGGACAGGGAAGACCUCAACGCUGGUUCGGUAUGCCCAGCAGAGGCCACACCUCCGAUUCCUCUAUAUGGCCUUUAACAAGUCAGUGGCAAACCAGGCCCAACGCUGGUUCCCGGCAAAUGUGGACUGCAAGACCGUCCACUCCAUGGCCUUCAGAGCUGUCGGAAAGAGGUACCAGGAGUUGAAGAAGUUGUCAGGAAACGUGAAGCCCUUCUCUUUAGCCUGGGUGCUUCCUGAGGGCCGCAGGGGCUUUGUCAACGCCAAGGUGGUCACCCGGACCCUUAACACCUACAUGUCAUCGGCCGACACACACGUCAACACCAACCACGUCCCAGACUCUUACACCAACACAAGAGGUUCAGUGACCACGCCUGACCACCAAGAAAAACAGAUGUUUGUGAGAGAUGCCCAGAGGAUCUGGGACAAAAUGGUUGCCUUAGAAGAGACAAGGGAGUCUGCAUACCACAUGACCCAUGAUGGUUAUCUGAAGCUGUGGCAGCUGCAGAGACCAUGUCUGGACCAGUAUGAUGUCAUCUUCAUAGACGAGGCACAAGACUGCACUCCAGCCAUCAUGGACAUUAUGCUGCAUCAGCACUGUGGGAAGAUCCUUGUGGGAGACCCUCACCAACAGAUCUACACGUUUAGGGGAGCUGUCAAUGCCCUACACCUGGUGGAACACACACAUCUCUACUACCUCACCCAGAGCUUUCGGUUUGGUUCUGAGAUUGCCUACAUCGGAGCCACGAUUCUCCAAGUGUGUAAGAAAGUGAAGAAGAUUCUUGUUGGAGGAAAACAAGACGGCAGUGUUAAGGGCAUGGCUGCGGACUCCCUGCGUCCCCUGACUACAGGGUCCAGUCUUGGUCGGGGCAAGCUAGCGGUGCUUUCUCGGUGUAACGUCACCGUGUUUGACCAAGCAGUCAAACUGACUGACGUCAAUCCCCACUGUAGGCUGCACAUCAUAGGAGGAGUGGAGAACUUUGGCUUGAACACAAUCAUGGACAUUUGGGUCCUGAUGCAACCAGAAAAGAACCGACCCCGAGGCAUCAAAGACCUGUUCAUACGCAGGUUCACCAAGGAGAGCCUUGGAGGCUACAUGGGGCUGAAGAUGUAUGCUACUAAGACGGAGGACCGCGAGUUAGAGGGCAAAUUCACUGUGGUGGAGAAAUACAACAGCCGCAUCCCUGACCUGGUGGAGCGCAUCUAUAGUUGCACUGAAAGAGAGGCCCAACACGCAGAUUUUAUCCUGGGGACGGUCCAUAAGUCAAAGGGCCUGGAGUUUGACACCGUGGUGGUCACUGAUGACUUUGCUAAGGUCCCCUGUGCCGCACACAACUUACCCAGGCUUUCCAGCUACUCAGGAGGUGAGAUCCCGGAGGAUGAGUGGAAUCUUCUGUAUGUGGCGGUGACGCGAGCCAAGAGCUCUCUGGUCAUCACCAAGAACAUCUCUAACAUCCUCACACUGGCUGGGGAGUACUUUUUAAGGACAGAGUUGACUGGGGCGCAGCUAACAGAAGGCCAGCCCCCACGCUGCGCAGUGCGGGAGUGUCAGUACCACAUCACGGCCGACUGGCCCCUUGCCAUGCGCAAACUACCGUUCAAAUACAUUGAAAGUUCGGACGAUGGAGGUCCUAUGUGUGGGGCAUGUGUAUUGCAGCGCAUCGGCCCCACAGCCAGCCUCCUCGCCCCCCCUGAAUUGCUUCAGGUCCUGCCAGUAACACUGGAGCGUCUGGAGCUGCCCAUAAACUAUGCCUUGCUGAUGGCUAUUUUCUGAGGCCCACACAAAAGAUACAGCUUUGUCUAUUCUCAGAACAGCUCACAGACAGACACACACACACUUAAUACAUGAAGCCAUGACUCAACCAGGGUUGUGGUCAAGGCAGUGGUUUUUCUGUGUCAUCAGCAUGUGAACGAGACGAUUUGGCAGAGUUGCUGUGGAUGAGUAGAUAGCAGAACAGAUUAACUCAACCAGUCUGCUGGAACCUAGAAAGACUGUCAACGUGCCAUGAUUAUCAUCCUCUUUUCAAGAGAGCUGGGACCUUCCUUCCUCAUCCUUGUCGAUUGGAUUGAUGUUCAUUGUCAUAACUUGUGCAAUAUCUAUGUUUAGUUUUUUCUGUGUGCUUGCCGCCGUGUAAAAUAUGCAUGUAACCUUUUUUAAAUGUCUGGGGGUUUUUUAAAUUGUAAAAAUGGUACUGAAGAAAUCUUUUAACAAAACAUAUUUGUAUUGAGUUUUUGACAUUGUAGUUUGAAAAAAGUUAAUAUAAUUCUCCAGCUACAAACCAGAAUCCAGUACACGUGUUCUUUCCACCAUGUAGAGCAGUCCCAUACAACAUUCAACCCUGGAAAUUGUCAGGACCUUCCCUAAAACACACGGGUGUACUGCAAGACCAUAACUUAGACCAGUCCGAUAAAUAAAGUCUGAUGAGUAGAUAUGCA